UGUGAGCCACACCUCCAUAUGAUCGUGUCUAGAGGUCUAUCUGCUUCAUUAUUUCGUCACAGGUUACUAUUAAGCAAGAGAAACAUUGUCACUAGUGUGGGAGCAAUGGCAUCUACUGGAAAAAAUAAAACAGCAGAGAGAACAAAAGGCUUCGAAACUAACCUGUGGGUGGAAUAUGCUGCUUUAGCUAUAGAGAGUAAAGCGAUCAAUCUUGGGCAGGGGUUUCCUGAUUUUAGUCCUCCACAAUUUGUGAUUGAUGCUUUGGUUGAAAGUUCAAAGACAACAAUGCUACACCAAUACACUCGUGGACCUGGACAUCCCCGCCUAGUGAAGGCGCUAGCUGCAAUGUACUCUAAACUCUACGGAAGAGAAAUCAAUCCAAUGACAGAAGUAGUUACAGCUGUUGGCGCUUAUACUUCGCUGUAUCAAUCAAUUCAAGGACAUGUUAACGAAGGAGAUGAGGUCAUUCUGGUUGAGCCUUUCUUUGACUGCUACAAUCCCAUGGUUUGUAUGGCAGGUGGCAAGCCAGUUUUUGUGCCUCUAAGACCAUCUGCAAGUGCUGACAAAGGAGAAGGUCGAUAUCCACUCACUUCCAGUGGCUGGGCACUAGAUAUGGAUGAGCUGAAGAGUGCCUUUUCUCCAAAAACGAAAGCCAUUAUUAUCAAUAAUCCUAACAACCCAACAGGAAAAGUAUUCACAAGAUCAGAGCUAGGAGCAAUAGCUGAGCUGUGUAUCAGUAAUGAUGUGAUCUGUAUAAGUGAUGAAGUGUACGAGUGGCUGAUAUACCCUGGGAAAGAGCAUGUACGCAUUGCCACUUUACCAGGAAUGUGGGAGAGGACCAUUACUGUGGGCAGUGCAGGGAAGACAUUUAGUGCAACUGGAUGGAAGCUUGGUUGGAGUGUUGGGCCUGCCCCUUUAAUUAAGAAUAUGAUGACAAUUAAUAGUAAUACGGCAUACACUAAUCCCACUCCAAUUCAGGAAGCAGUAGCUAUUGGGAUAGAGACUGAGAUGGCGAGACUAGGAGAGGAAGGAAGCUACUUCAAAGAGCUGCCGUCUUUAUUGCUAAAGAAACGAGAUAGGAUGAUUCAAGUUUUGAAAGAAGUUGGUCUUACACCCAUUGUACCAGAAGGAGGAUACUUCCUUUUAGCAGAUACAGCAAAUCUUGGAAUAAAAUUUGAUGAAUCCACUGGCUCUGAACCAUACGACGUACAGUUUGCAAAGUGGAUGACAAAAGAAAAGCGUAUUGCAGCUAUACCACCAUCUUACUUCUUUUCACCGGAGCACAGAUACAUCAGUGAUGGGCUGAUCCGAUUCUGCUUUUGCAAAGAGGACUCAACUUUAGAAGCUGCUUACGACGCCUUCAGAAAGUGGGCUGCUGAAAGAAGAAAUUAAUAUUAAAGUGGGCAGCUGAAUGAAGAAAAUAGAAAUUAAUUAAUUAAUAUUAUUUAUUAUAAUUAUCUACUUAAUUUUUUUGAAGUAACCAACUUCUCUUUCAGUUUUUUGAUAUAGUUUUAGUAUUCUCUUCAUAAAUGCUGGUGCUGUAAUAAUGUAA
Amphimedon queenslandica is the source of this 1552-nucleotide messenger RNA. RefSeq names its product kynurenine--oxoglutarate transaminase 3-like. NCBI's taxonomy places the organism in Eukaryota, Metazoa, Porifera, Demospongiae, Haplosclerida, Niphatidae. Gene Ontology annotation, molecular function: L-kynurenine:2-oxoglutarate transaminase activity; pyridoxal phosphate binding. The record is from RefSeq and is a predicted model, not a curated record. Gene Ontology annotation, biological process: biosynthetic process. Gene Ontology annotation, cellular component: cytoplasm; mitochondrion. The coding region runs from base 19 to 1392 and encodes 457 amino acids. The transcript has 15 exons.